This is a messenger RNA of Clunio marinus, 1125 nucleotides long. The record is from the annotation of a GenBank genome assembly. Lineage: Eukaryota; Metazoa; Arthropoda; Insecta; Diptera; Chironomidae.
AUGGCUGAUCCCACGAUUCAAAGCUUUUGCUGCCAUCAUCGAAAUCAUUCCGACUUUGCAUUCCGUCUCAUGAAUGAGUUUCAUCGUGAGCCUUAUUUGAUAAUUUCAAUGAUUUCGUCUAGUAUCGGCAUGCUUGGAUCAAUUUACCAGAUUUUUAUAAGAAAAGAAGAAAUUGUUGAAAGUCCACGACGAUCCAUGGGUAGGAAGAUCAUCGUUGCACUCGCAUAUUCGGAUCUUCUUGCAUCACUUGGAAUUUUCAUAAGAUCAGCUUUGUGGUGUUUUAUGAAAGAAAUUAUGCCACUUGAUGAUGACUCAGUCAGUGUAAUCUUUUGUUCCGUGACUUCAGCUAUGAUUCAAGUUUUUUACACUGCAACAUGGUUGUGGACGCUGAUUUAUGCUUACAACAUGAAACGUUCUUUGACAAAUCAAUCAAUGAGAGAGAAAAAUUUUCAUGUUUUUGUUUGGUCAAUUUCUAUUCUAUUCACUGCCAUUGGAACUUCGAGUUUGUAUUUUCCUGAUGCUGACUGCCAUGAUAUUCACGAUUUGGGAACUGCAUUACUUCGAGUUAUGCCUAACUACUUACUAAAUUACGGAACCAUUCUAGUGGUUAUGAUUGUAAAUCCGAUACUCUAUAUAAAGUGUAGUAAAGAAGUUGACCGACAACUUAUUCAACGUUAUGGUGAAUACACAAACAAUGAAAGACAAAUUCACGAUAUGUUUAAGAUAAAAUUUUCAUUGAUUAACCUAAUUUUCUAUAUUUGCUGGUUGCCUAACAUUGUCAAUGCUAUUCUCAUGUGGACAAUGUGGUUUCAUUUACCAGCUAAAGUAAUUGUGAUCACUUGGUACAUUAUGGCAGUCUUAAAUCCACUCCAAGCAUUUUUUAAUGUUCUCGUUUACCGAAAGUGGAAUAACAAAAUUCAAUUCUUUUGUUCCUUCAAAGAAUAUCUCAUUAGGAAGUUUAGGAAUGAAAACAUUGUAGAUGCCCAUUCAUCAUCGCAAGAUGAAAUAUCUCCUUUACUGCACAAUAAUCCAAUUUCUUCUACUUACACAUUUUCAAGAAACAAUUCGCAACGAAAUGCUGAUGAUAAUUUUCGGCGAUUCUCAAUACAAUGCCCCUGUGUAUGA